Molecule: messenger RNA, 7508 nt
Organism: Pangasianodon hypophthalmus (striped catfish)
Lineage: Eukaryota; Metazoa; Chordata; Actinopteri; Siluriformes; Pangasiidae
Gene: syt1a
Product: synaptotagmin Ia
Exons: 11
Coding region: 238-1494 (418 amino acids)
Biological process (GO): synaptic vesicle endocytosis; calcium ion-regulated exocytosis of neurotransmitter; regulation of dopamine secretion
Cellular component (GO): axon; dense core granule; synaptic vesicle membrane
Molecular function (GO): syntaxin binding; calcium-dependent phospholipid binding; calcium ion binding
Source: RefSeq, a predicted model, not a curated record
UCCUCUCUCCUCCUCCUCCUCUCUCCUCUGUCCUCUCUGCACAUCCUCUCAGCCGAAGCCGUGAACAGCAUCACUUCUCUGUUCUCAGUUUGCCCAUUGAUUACGAAGUAAGAACCAAAGUGGAGGAAAAGCAUUAAAUUCUAUCAGAAGCACAACUUGCCAUCGAUUGGAGCGAGAGGGAAUUCCAGCGGCAGACGCCGUUGAGUUAAAGCUCGUGCCUGGCUGUAGAUUGUAGUGAUGAGUCGGCGGGAGGCGUUAGUGGGGAACCCGGUGCCGAGUGCUGCGCCAGAGGUUCGGGUCAACAGCACUGAGUCGUCCUCUCCCGGAGCGGCCGCGCCCAAAGAUGAGGCUUUCUCUAAACUCAAGGACAAGUUCAUGAACGAACUCAACAAAAUCCCACUGCCAUCAUGGGCCAUUGUGGCCAUUGCGUUCGUGGCUGUGGUUCUCGUCGUGUCCUGCUGCUUCUGCAUCUGCAAAAAGUGGAUAUUCAAGAAGAAGAACAAGAAAAAGGGCAAGGACAAGGGCAAGAACGCCAUCAACAUGAAGGACGUGAUAGACGGAGCCAAGACGGAGGCUCUGAAGGACGAAGACGAAGUGGAGACCGGACUCUCGGAGGGUGAAAAGGAAGCCGAGCCUAAGGAGCAAGAAAAACUGGGCAAAUUACAAUACUCUCUGGAUUACAAUUUCACCGAGAAUACGCUCAUAGUGGGGAUCAUCCAGGCCGCCGAGCUGCCCGCCAUGGACAUGGGCGGGACUUCUGACCCCUACGUGAAGGUUUACCUCCUUCCUGACAAGAAGAAGAAGUUUGAGACCAAAGUGCACAGGAAGACUCUAAACCCGACCUUCAACGAGCAGUUCACCUUCAAGGUUCCGUACACAGAGCUGGGAGGAAAGACUCUGGUGAUGACGGUGUACGAUUUUGACCGUUUCUCCAAACACGACGCCAUCGGAGACGUUAAAGUGCCGAUGAACAAGGUGGACUUCAGUCAUGUGACCGAGGAGUGGCGGGAUCUCCAGAGCGCCGAGAAAGAGGAACAAGAGAAGCUGGGUGAUAUCUGUUUCUCUCUGCGCUACGUUCCCACCGCCGGCAAACUGACCGUCGUCAUCCUGGAGGCCAAAAACCUGAAGAAGAUGGACGUGGGAGGUCUUUCAGACCCGUACGUGAAGAUCCAUCUGAUGCAGAAUGGUAAACGUCUGAAGAAGAAAAAGACGACAAUCAAAAAGAACACCCUGAACCCCUACUACAAUGAGUCCUUCAGCUUCGAAGUGCCAUUCGAACAAAUCCAGAAAGUUCAAAUCGUUAUAACCGUUCUGGACUAUGACAAGAUCGGCAAAAACGAUGCUAUCGGUAAAGUUUUCGUAGGGCUGAACAGCACAGGCACCGAGCUUCGCCACUGGUCGGAUAUGUUGGCCAACCCACGGAGACCCAUCGCCCAGUGGCACGUGCUCAAGCCAGAGGAGGAAGUGGACGCCCAGCUGUCCAUCAAAAAAUAAAAGCUCUGCUCCCUUUAGCCAUUAACCCCGCCCCUUUUAGUGGUCCUAACCCAGUGCGUGUACAUACCUCAGUGAUGUAUGGAUCCUUUACACCCUCUAAAAUCUUCUUCUUCUUCUUGUCUGGCAAUGAAAAGCCUUCUUUUAUAAUAGUUGUCGGCAUUUUGACCGCCCACUUGCCCCAACACAGACACACACACACACACACACACACACACACACACACACACACCCCUCAAGAGUUGUGUUUAACAUUCCUUCCUGUCUUCGCCUGCUGUUUUGACCAUCAUCCAUGACCUUUAACCCCCUUAAACCCUUCUUUUAAGCAAUAUGAUCUGUGUAGAUAGCGCAUGAAUGGAAAAAAACGUGUACCACAGGUGUAUAUAUCCGUAUGCAGACAAAAAAAUACGAUUUCUAGUUUGUGUUUGUAUGUUGUUACCUGUUUCCUAAUCUGUGUAUAUCUUGAUGUUUUUACUAAGAUAUUCUAUUUUAAAUUAUGUAAAUGCAGAUAUAGCAGAGCCAAUAUUAUAUAUAAUAACAGCAGGAUUUACGAUAUCUAUCUUAUUGCAUUCCAGUUCAAUAUAUACAUAUAGAUUUCAUACAUAUAUAUAUAUAUAUAUAUAUAUAUAUAUAUAUAUAUAUAUAUAUAUAUAUAUAUAUAUAUGUAUUUGAAAGAAUUUCAACCUGCAAGACGAGAGUUUAGGGGUAUUUCACAAAACUUUCCAAACUCUUUGGCUUAAAGAAUUAUUAGAAAUAAAAAUAGAGAAUACAGAGAAACCCCGUAUAAAAUGGAAUAUUGUAAUAUAUACGUAUAACAUCUUCAGUAUAUUACAUUUUAGUAUGGAAAUAUAGGCCAUUAACUGAUAUGGUUCAGUCGGUAAAAUAUGCAGGAAGUUCUACAAGCACAUGAGUUCUUAAACACUUUGCUUUUGCAUUUCCUUAUCAUUGUUUAAGCAGCUCCUUAAUUUCCCCCAAAUCCUCAAUCUGAACCUUAUAUUUUAAAGCCCAAGCAUGAAGAAGUCACUAACCGUAGCCAUUUAAUCCUCAACGCUUUACCUUCCGUUAAUUCGUUAAACUUUGUUAACAGACGUAUUUCGUUAAAUUUGUUAAAGACUCUAGCUUUGAAAUUAAUAUUUUUGGUAAUUGCAUGUUUUUUUAAAUUCUACUUUAUUCUACACCGUCAGGCCUUUUGCCGUAAGGGAAAAAAAAAUUAAAAGUUAUGCGUUUUUUAACGAAAUGAUGCUGAUUUUCUCCAGAAAAAGUCGGUAUGUAAUAAUAACAUACUGACUCUAAGAGACAAGCUUUUAAACACUGCCAUUAUUUUCAGGGAGGUGAGAAACGUACGUGACUUUCUCCUCAUGCACAUGCUCCACUUAGUGGCUGUAGCUUUUGGUUCUUUGGGAACAAGUAUCCAUUAUUUUGGCCUUGAAGGUGCAAGAUUGAAAUUUUUUACUUUUCGUUGCCUCUUUACGCAGUGACAAUAGCCUUAGCCAUGCUUUUACUGCCAAUCUCCUUACACAAUGGCUACUGUUUUGCACUGUAGUUUGGACCAACGACAAUAAAAAUACAAUGGUCGGUGAUUUUUUUUGGAUGAGACUGGAGACAGGUCUUAGUUCAGAGUAACUUUAUUCAGUAUUCAGUCAAAAAGUCACAACUUUUAAAUGGAUAGAAAUGUUCAGUGGAUUGUUUAAAAAUUAACAUAUCUAUUAAAAAAAAAAAAACACGUAACCGUAAAAGUUAAUGGUCUGUAGAGGUGAUAUUAUCAGCCAGGAAUGUCCUUUAGUUCAGGUAUAACAUGAAAACACAAUUUCACACAAAUUGCUAAAAUAAUAAACCAGCCAAAAAUGGCUAAAUAAACAAUAUUAAAGAGUGAUUGUUAUAAACUCGGAUAUCAGGUGGUCAUGACAGGACAUGUAAAUUCUGUACAUAUUCAAGUUUGCCAUCAAGAAAUCUGUUAAAGCUUCCUCCGUUUGUUCCUCCCCAAAAAAAUUAAACAAAAACUUUAAUAAUGUUCAGGAUAAACAGGUUUAAGAACAUUAAUUAGUGACGCAUUUUCAGGCCACUUUGUUCUCGUUUAGAUAUCUUUAAAAAAAAAAAAAAAAGGUAACCGUAAAAGUUAAUGGUCUGCACAUAUUAGUCCAUAAAGUCCUUUACUACGGGUUUAAUGUAACAACAUUAAUGGUCUCGCGAUCGCAAAUUUGUAAGAAUUCGUAACAAAACCGCUUGUGUUAACAAUCAGUAAGAAUUAUCACUCGUUUGACUACGAAACAUUCAAGUCCAAGUCUGACAAGACAAUGUGGACUUCUUACGAUCAUCGGUGAUUAAAAGUGUUUUACGUUAAAAUUUAAGUAAAUUUUGUUGAGCUUCUACAAAUUUUGUGACAUCCAGGGUGAAGCAGCAGGUUUGAUGUCGAACAUCGUUGUUUCACGAUUCCUGUUUCAGAGGAAUUCCUGAUGAUCUUGUACGAAAUUGCUUAUUUCACAAUUCAAUUUAACAGUCGCAAUUUUUAAGCAAUUCUUCGUGAUACAACUUGUACGAAAUUCUUAUUGAUGGAUAAGAAAUUCUUAAUGAUCCUAUAAAAUUGUCUCACAAAUUUGUACUAACUCUUAAUGAUCCAACUCGUAUGCGACAUUGAAAGGUUUAACAGGACAUUUAUUGCUUUUCUUAAAUUUUUUGCAUACAAAUUUGCCAGGAAUUUUUUCCAAAUGUGUUCAAAUGUGACCAAAAAAAUUGGCCCUAAUGUCCGCGGGUUAAUGACUUACCAUUUUGAUGUAACAUUUAAGAAAAGUUACGCUUUGCUCACGACUUCUGUACAAAUUUCCUGUUUGAGAUUCUGAGGGAAAAAAAAAAGACAUGCUUUAGUACGGGUUUGCUGAGACCACACGACUGAACGAGCCCAAAAACAUCGUAACUUCUCUCAUAAAUCCACUUGUAUGAAAUCCAAAUGUUAGUAUUCUUACGAAUUUCUUUUUUUCGUGAGAUCGCAUGCGACAAGAGGACAAAGCAACAAGCAUCAGUCCAUUAAAACCAUUAAAACCUCUUGUCAUGGAGGAACCUCUUAUGUAUCCUAGAUGCUAGCUUCAGGAGGAGUUUUUAAAUGUUUUCAAUGUUAUCGUGUAGGUGAUUAAAAAAAAAAAAAAAGAUAGCAAACGAACGCUCUUUGUCAUUCCAUAGACGUCUCUGAGGACUGCUUCGUGUAUCACUGUGACUGCCGUGUGUGUGUGUGUGCCGUAGAGAUGUAGAGUUUUAUCAAUAACUAUCUGUAGUGUAGUGUGUCGUGCAGCCAUUUUUGUCCUUGCUACAUACCGAGAAAUACGGACGCGGACGCGUAGCGCGUGUACGGCGUCGUCGGUUUCCGAGCGAUUCAUCGCUCGAUUCGAUUUUAUUUUUGAGCACUGUGCAAUACUUCUAUGUUCAUCCCCAUAGUGUUAAGUGGGUGAUGUUGCCCGAGAACGAUGAUAAUGAUUUAGAAAAUAAAAAGAAUAUAAUGUACGUUAUAAUCACGAUGUCAGUAGGACGCAGCACAUGUAGAUUGUGUGUAUAUAUUCUAUCUGAGCUCAACUUCAAAUGUGUUAAGGCUUCCUCCCUUUUUUUAACUUUCUUUUGUCCAAAAACACACAGAUCCAGCCAUCUAAAUAUCACAGAAUUACACUUAUAUCUAAAAUAUUAGAGUAUAAAUAUAUAAAUAUAAAUAUAAAUAUAUAUAUAUAAACCCCUGUCCCCACCAAAAAUCCAAAAUGCGUGUAUAUAUUUUUAUAUUUGUGUUCACAGACAGCGUAAAACCUGAGAAAUGUAUCGUUAUCUGUUUCAGUAUCGAUCGGUAUGAUUAUUGAUUUUGUUAUCGUCGUUUGAUGAUUAUUCUGGUUAUCGUUCCUUUUUAGUGCCCUUUUAUAUUUAAUAUCAAACUCAGAAUGUACAGUUCGGACUGUGUGUGUUUUAUUAUUUGGGACCAAGUAUAUAGUCGGCACUUUUAUUUAUUUAUUUAUUUUUGAUUCAAUGUCGCAAUAAAUAUUGAUUCGAUCUCAUCGAGUUACGACACGGCUUAUUAAACACAUAUAAUCACAAUGUAAUUAUACGAUGUAACCUCAAUCCUUUAUAUUGUCGAUAUCUAAACAUUUAGGGGGAAAAGUAGGUUUACGUUUAUUGAACCAGGGUUAUUUUUCUUGUUUGUUUCUGACGCAGCACGCUAAUUUCUACACGAUUAGACGAAUUAGAUGCAGUAACAGUAAGAGGCGGCAUUGCUGUUUGCACUGUAAAGUAAAAGAGAUAAAAGCCAUUUUUAGCCCUGCAAAGCAAUGCUGACUUUUACUGCAGCCUACCAAAGCAUGCAACACACACACACACACACACACACACACACUGACACCGUGGUCUCUUUAACAAAACUUCGUCAGAAUUCUGACAAGCUGAUUCACGAACUGGUCGGUUUUGGCGAGAGAUGUGGAGCUACAGGUCAUCGGCAUACAAUCACAAUAUUAAUAAACACUCAGUACGCUUGCUUAUGAAGGCCAGAAGUGACCAGAUUUUGUUCUGUGCAAAUCUGUAGUAUGGCUUUAGCAAGAUAAAACAGUUCCACAAAUAUAAAUUCAUCCAAAUAUUGUAGUUAUAAACAGUUCAUUUUUUAAAUUAGCUACUUCAUUAGUAUGGAAUGUAACCAAACUCACUAACUCAUUAGCGUUAUUACAAAUCCAGAGCCGUUGCCAUCUUAUGAUUACAAAUUUAUUGUAAUACAAAUGUACUGUAAUUGUUGACUAAUCAAUUCAUAUAAACCAUUAAAAUGAAGAGGUGGACUUGUAGCUUUACAUCAUUAAAAUGUAAUAAAGACUUUGUCCAAGUUUUGCGAGGACACAUUGUAAUCGCUCACCAUUGUAAAUAAUUCAUAAGAAUUCUUGAUGCUUCUUGUAUGAAACGUUUUAAAAAAAUAUCACACUUUUUAAUCUGGUGGAAAAAUCACAUCACUCAAGAAAAUUCUUUAAAAUUUUGCGACAUCGUAAUCUCUCACAUCUACAAUCUCUUUCUAUGAGAAAAGACAUCAUACCAUGAUUGCGAAGAAUUUACGAACAGUUAAAAAUUAUAAUUAGAAAAUUAAAAAUUAUAAACUUUUUUUUAAACUUGAGAUGUAAAUAUCAUUUGCAGCUUUUUCUAAUUUAAUAAAAAAUAAUUAUUUACCAAAAUUACAUCGCUCAGAAACACUUCUUUAAAAAAUUGAGAGAAAAAAAAAGAAUUUGUAAAAAUUCUCAGAUUCAACUUGUAAAAGAAAUUACAAAUGGUUAGAAGUUUAAAGUUUAUUGAAACAAAACAAUAUUGUCUGCACAAAUGAUCUUAGCAGGAUUAACCAAACGUUACGAUCUCCAGACCACAAAUUUGUGAGAAAUUUUUAACAAUUUAACUUGUGUGAAAAUUUAACACACAUUCGAAACACUUUAUGAGUACGAAAAAACACAUUCAUCAAAAAUCUUCUGUUUGUUCGAGCUAGCUAGUGUGAAAAGCUACAGAUUCUAGAAAUGGAGGCGGAGUUAGCAGGUGAAAUGACUUGUCAGAAUUCUUACGAUUUUCUUGUGAGAUCAGUUUGACGAAACACAAAAAGUUGCUCCACUUGUUUGCUCGGUGAGAAAAAGCCACACUCUGGAGGAGAACCUUGUAUAGAAAUUAGAAUCUGAUGCUGUAGAAAGAUCCCAGUUGCCUUUGUGUAUAUCAACUGCCUGCUUUUGUGUGUGGAAAUUUUCUCUGUAAUCUUGUAGAGUGUUUUUUCCUCUUCUCUUUUUAUUUCUCUUUCUCUCUCUCGCUCUCUCUUGCGCUCUCUCUCUCUCUCUCUCUCUCUCUCUUUUCCCUGCCAUAAAUCUGGGUUAUACGGUUCUAUUGCGUGUGUAAACCUUCAUUUUUCGACGAGGUGUUUUACGAUUGCGUUCGACUUUGUGUAGUGAUUCACUCUGUGAAGUUUCUGACUGUUGUUAUAUAACUUCAUAUACACAAAAUGUUCAAUAAAAAUGUUUUAUUUCCUGUUGAUACAGAACACA